This is a messenger RNA of Bombus pascuorum, 1276 nucleotides long. It is a transcript of the gene Clp, whose product is annotated as cleavage and polyadenylation specificity factor subunit 4. NCBI's taxonomy places the organism in Eukaryota, Metazoa, Arthropoda, Insecta, Hymenoptera, Apidae. The coding region runs from base 288 to 1148 and encodes 286 amino acids. Gene Ontology annotation, molecular function: RNA binding; zinc ion binding. The record is from RefSeq and is a predicted model, not a curated record. The transcript is spliced from 4 exons.
GAAAUGGUGAAAUAAAAUGACGCCUUCAAUCUUAUCAACUCACGUGCAGAAUAAUGUUGUGUGCAAGAAAUUGGACUUGUAAUUUUCUUUGAUCAAUAAAUAGUUCGAAUUAAUACAAUUGUUUAAUGAUGAAUUAGUGGAAAUAUUACUUACAAUGCUUAUCAAUAUUUAGAAAUGAAUGUUCCCCGAUAAAAACUUUAGUUUAGCUGUAAAUGAAGUUAAUGCUUAUUGUGUAUACGGUAGUAAAUAGAUUUGUGAUUGUGAUUGUUGAUAGAUUUUAAACAAUAAUGGAGUGUCUAGUGGCGAAUGUGGAUAAUAUGCGAUUUGAUAUUGAAAUUGCUCUUGAUGAACAGUAUGGAGCACUUCCUUUACCUUUUACUGGAAUGGACAAAUCUACUGCUGCAGUAUGUCAAUUUUAUCCAAGAGGUACAUGUGUUAAAGGAGCCUCUUGUCCAUUUAGGCAUGUACGUGGAGAUCGUACAAUAGUAUGUAAACAUUGGUUAAGAGGUCUUUGUAAAAAGGGUGAUCAGUGUGAAUUUUUACAUGAAUAUGAUAUGACAAAAAUGCCAGAAUGUUAUUUCUAUUCCAGAUUCAAUGCUUGUCACAAUAAAGAAUGUCCAUUCCUACAUAUCGACCCAGAAACUAAAGUCAGAGAUUGUCCUUGGUAUGAUCGUGGAUUCUGCAGACAUGGACCUUUAUGUAGACAUCGACACGUUCGUCGUGUUUUAUGCAUGGCUUAUUUAGCUGGAUUUUGUCCUGAAGGUCCAAAUUGUAAAUUUAUGCAUCCAAGAUUUGAAUUACCAGCAGUGCAAGAUAUGCAACCUAAAGAAGGAAAAAAGGUAAUGAUCACCUGUCAUUUUUGUGGGGAAGGUGGCCAUAAAGCAAUUUAUUGUAAUAAAAUGCCACCUGAUGUACGUGAAGCUCAAGUUAGACAAGAAAUAGAAGGUAAUUCUCAUGCUACGCAUCACAUGAAUAUGCAUAAUGGGCCCCCACCAAGAGGGCCUCAAAAGCCACUAGAAGAAGUCACUUGUUACAAAUGUGGAACUAAAGGUCAUUAUGCCAAUAAAUGUCCGAAAGGACAUUUAGCAUUUUUAAGCCAUGCUGGAGGUAGUGGAACUGCUACUCAGAAUCAAAAUUACCGUAGAUGAUUUCACCUAUUUUAUUUGUGUAAGAUUAAUAUUAUGAUUAUGUUUUAUUAUUAGUAAAAUCACUUGUUUGUAAAAAUUUCUAUAUAUCACAUAGUAAAAUAGGUUUAAUACAAUUAAUUUCAUAUUGA